ACUCAUACACUAUAUCAUAAACUUCGCUUUUUUCUUCCUCUGCCCGUUUCACUUUCGGGCAAACUGUUUUCGUGUGGUUUGCAGAAGAUGAUGAGUGUUCGGUUAAACACUCCCCGGCUCAAACUCAAACACACCACCGGAACCAGGCUUUUGUAAGAGAAGAAGAUGUACGUAUGGCGCUUCUCCAUCGCCCUGGUCCUCGGCUUGGUUUGGUAUUUUUCAGAAUGCGGUCGAACUGUGACACAAUACUUUUUAUGUAUCCUCUUUUGUUUUUCCACUCCACUGUUACUCGGAAACAGUGGGCGAGAAAGCAGCACGCAAACAGACGAAGACACGGAGGAAAAGACGCUCCUGGAACGAAUAGAGGAGCAUCUGUUUCCUGACUUGACUGAUGGAGAAAGCAGCAGCCAGACUGAACCUUUGGAGUGUCAGUAUCCACAUGUGAAGAGGUCUCUGCAGCAAGUGUUUGAAUGUGCCUACGCUCAGCUGGUUCUGCCUUGGUACGUCGUCCCUGAACCUUGUGAAAACCAGCCUCUGCACCAGGUGCUCAGCAGGGAGUUUGACUUCGUAAUUGACCGCAUCAUUGAGAGAGCCAAAGACUUUGAUGUGUGCCAGGCCGUCGUGGGCUCAAUUCGCAUUUUGACCCAACACUUGCACAAUGCGAAGCAAAGUGACAGAGAGCUUCCAUUCAGUUCCAGAGCUGAAGAGAUGGCAGUCCUGCGAGAGUUUUCUGAUGCACUUGUACGUAACCUUUUCUCAGAGACUCUCUGGGGCCAACAAGUCAACCGCUGUGCCUUAAAUGAGAUCGUUGCCUUAAAGGGGCUGGGGCUGCUGGUGACAUGGCUGUCGGACCCUGACAACCUGAACCAGCUGGUGGUGAGCCAGCUCGACAGCGUGACCCCCAAAGGCUCUGUGGAGGAGCUGAGUGGAUCAGACCCUGAACAAGCAUCUCUGGCUUCACAGGAGGGCGAGGGCGAAGUGGAACGUGAGGGAGAGGGUAGCGAAGUGAGCUUGGAGGGAGCUGUAUUUUUAUCCAACAACAGUAUCAAGGGCAAAAAGAGAGGCAAAUUAAAAAAAGGAUGGUACAAAUUUGUGGAUAAAAUGAAGUCUAAAAAAGCCAAGAAGAAGAAGAUGAAGCAGAUGGAACAGGAGUUGGUGAGGAGGAUCAUGGUCAUACAGGGUGACAUGUCCAAUGAUGACGAUGUGAGCAGUCGAGAGGGUUCCAUCCACAGCCAGCAGGACUCUGACAGGGAGGACAGCGAUCUGGAGAACUACUUGACAAGCGUCCAAGAGGACAUGAUGGAAUUCAAGCUGUCGUAUGAGAUGUGGCGCGUCGGCCACUGGGCUGUCAGCAUCCCUCAUGCUGAGUGGGACAAUGAGGAGCUGGUGUUCACAGUUCACCUGGAGGAAAAAGGCAGCCCUGAGAACCUGCAGUGGGACAUCAGGAAAUCCUACAUGGAUGUCAUAUACUUCUGCAACAGAUGGCAGGAUUCGACCAGCUUGCCCAACAUCUUGGUCCUUGAAGAAAACGAGGUCAACGAUGAGGUUAAAGAGGAAGCUCGAGCAUCAGUGGAGCGCUUUCUGCAGGAGUUGGUCUCUGAUAAUCUGAUCGGCCACACUCAACCGGUGUUUCAGUUUCUCUGUCCUCUUGACACGUUGCUAAAUGAGGAGCAGAAUUAUGGAGGAGUGUGGGGCAUUCUCAGUGGCUUGGCCUAUUUCCUGACACCAGGUCAUGAAGAAGAAGAGAGUUGUAGCCCUCAGACAGAAGCCCCGAAAAGCCCUGUGAUACGAUCUCCAGAAUCAACAACACCACCUUCAGAAAGCCCUGGUGCCUCUACUGAAAAUGUCAGUGAGUUUACUGCUGCUUCUUUACCAACUAUUAUCAUCUCCCAGUUUGAAUCAUCUGAAGAACCACAUAAAGAAGAAGAAGAUGAAGAGGAAAAGGAGUCACAAUCUUCCAUUAACUCUUUUCAGGAUAAAACAGAGGACUCUGAUAACCCCUUAACCUCUCACUUUAAAAUGCUCUUUAGAGGACUGAGCCGGUCCAGGUCACAGGAGUCUCUGUCAAAAACCACCAGUGUCGAAGACCUGAGUAAAUCAGACUCUACCCCUCACUGCAGCCACAACGGAGGCACGCAGACAGAAAGCACAGAUGUUCCCUCACAGCAUCCACCGUGGUGGAACAAAAAAGAGAAAUUGAGCUUCAAAGUGUCGGGUGCAGCGAGCAAGACCAAAGGGAAGGACCAAGGCACUUUACCCAGAGGAGAGGAGUCCCAGUGCCAGAGGAGCCAAGCCAACUGGGAGCAACUGGAAACUACUAAAGCCAUAUUUGAUCUACUCAAAGAAAUAUCAGGGAACUCCAUCCUGAUAAACAUAUUUGAUGCCAUUUUGAAACCGGUUAUGCCUAUCUUAAAGAAGAAAGUGAACUCUUUCUUGAACAAGGUUAAUCCAACAGAGGAGCAGAUGGCUGCAUACAUCGACACUCUGAGAAACAAACAGUGGCCUGAGAGUCCACCAUCAGCUCCGUCACCUCCUCGCACAGAUGAAGACAAAAAUCAGAGCAGGGAACGAGCGCACAGCCUCAUCAGUGCCCGAUAUUCAAAUGUUCUCAUCUUAAAGAAGACUGAUAUGGACGCUGUUUUCAAUCUUUUCCAGGAUAGUGAAGAAAAUAAAACUCUGGUAUAUAUGCUCCUGUCAUUCCUACUCAGGGAAUUUCUCCCCAAUGAGCAUUUCGUAAAUGUGAGCGUUGCUGCCCUCCAGAAAGUGACCAACAUCUGAUCUGUGAAUCAUGUUUUUAAUGGUACCUUUUACAUUUAGAUUAUGUACUAAAUGUUUUAAAUGCCUUAAAAUAUUUGCCAACAUUUGUGUAUUAAAUGAAGGCAAAGCGCCUUUACUGCAGUUUUUACCUCAAACAUAUCAAUCAUGCUGUGAAUAUUCCUUCAGUUUUUACUUUGCAUAGAUUAUUUUCUUAUUUUAUCCCCAUUCAUUUAUUGAUGUGAUUAAUCCUGGUUUAUUCCAGUGUGAAAUUAAAACAUCAGCGCUGGCUUUGAAUAUAAACUCAGAGGAGCCAUGUUUGACUUUGGCCUUUUUAAGUUUAAUGAAUGAAUUUCCAAAAAUAUGUUUGUCACUUUGAGCACUUUUUAUACGGUGAGAGUGUUUCUAUUCAGGUUGAUUUGAUAAUUUGAUGAGUGUUUUAUAUGUCAAAAAUAUUGUUAACACGGUUAAUAAUCACUUAAUUAAAUAUGUCAAAACAUAGACAUACUCACUAUCAAAGCGCACUUAGUCAUGUUGUGUAAUGUCAAAUGAUUUGAAUUUGUUCCAAAUAAAUUAUUUUAAUAGAAUAUUUUUUGGCUUCUUGCAUUUAGAGUGAGUCAGUGAAAUAUGUUUGCACUUGAUAUUAGAUGUAAAUGAGUUGCUGAUGCCAGCAGCUUAUUUAUUCUGAGCAAUGUUUUACUAAACGUUAUACAAGUACAUCCUCCAAAGGAAAUUCUGUUGACGUGUGGGAUGCAUUCAAAUUAUUACUUUAAUCAUAGCAUUAAACUCAGAUGUCUUUAAUGAUAAACAUUCAGUUGAUGUUUUUCUGCUGCACCUCAGAGUUGUCCUGAAAUCUGAAAAUGUUAAACUUAAAUUUUGUCAGAGAAAAAGUACAAAAUUUAAAACUUCUGCUACUAAUUUGAAGUUUUGUUUUGUUUUGUUUUUUCCCCCGCCAUAAGCCCUCAUGAAAAAUGCCUUCUCUGAUGUUCUUGGUGUUUCAUUAUGGAAGUAUAACAGACUUAAUUAGAGGAUUAUUCUGGUCCAGGUCACAGGAGAGAGAUUAUCAUGCAGCAUAACGACAUGAAUCCAUAUUUUAUUCUCUUUGGUACCUGGAGCCAGGUAACACCGCAAUGAAUAAAACACUGAUUUCUGGAGUGAAAAUGGUGAAUCCUACUUGAUCCUAUUAGCAACUGAAGACGACAACUUGUUAACAUAAUUUGAAAAAGACAAGAUAAAAAAUGUGUUCAUGAAGGUGAGCAGUGAUGUUGCACUCUCUUAAACCUGCUGUGGUUCAGUCUUUUCAGGCUGACAUUGGUUGUCUAAUACCUUUGAACUCUCAAGCAUUUGUUUUAAACUUUGGAGGACGUGCCAGAUUUUCCAAAUGUACCACAUAUAUUACAUCAAAAUGAUCCACUUGAAAUUGAAGUUAUCAUUUGGUGCAGCCAUUUGCAACACUGGGAAUUUAAGAUGUUAAAUAUUUAACUCAGUCGAGUGGGUUGGUACAGAUAUUUAAAGUGAUGCUCAGGGAAAUGGAAAUUGGAAACUAAAAACACGUAUAACACAUUUCCUUAUCCAAGUGCACUGAUCUGCUGAUAAAGAGCAUCCUGCAGUAAAUGGACCUGUAAGUGGUGAUAAGAUGAUUCUUUUCGUGCUACACCCCAGUAUUUCUCAGACAUGAUGGUGAACUAUGAGUCAGUCUGAGCCUCAAGGUGGUCAGGAUCAAGCCACCUGGUUAUGCCCCUGGUCUCCACAAAUACAAGGCAAAGUGCUCAAAGUAGUCUAUGCAAACACAACAUUGUGAUAACAAUAUAGAUGGUGUUGUAAUAAUGACAGAAUAUACAUUUUUGAGAAUAAUUAUAGAUAGUAAAUUAACCUGGAAAGCUCGCAUCAGACACAUGCAAGGUAAACUGUCAAAAAAUAUCUUCAUAAUAAACAAAGCACAGUAUUUUCUAGAUUAUAAUGCUCUCUACAUGUUGUUUUGGUGUCAUGUGUUGCUGUAUUUAACUUAUGGUAUUGUAAUAUGGAGUAACACCUAUAAGAGUUGACUGCAUCCCCUCUUCAAACUUCAAAAACGAGCAGUUCGGAUUAUUCUCAAGGCUGGUUAUUUCAUUUAUUCAUUAUGGGUUUUUUAUUAUUUUUUUGAAUAUUAAAAAAAGAAGGGAAAAAAGUAAAAGAAAAAAAAAAAAAAACAUUAAAAAAGGAGUGGGAUGAA
Molecule: messenger RNA, 4966 nt
Organism: Sphaeramia orbicularis (orbiculate cardinalfish)
Lineage: Eukaryota; Metazoa; Chordata; Actinopteri; Kurtiformes; Apogonidae
Exons: 16
Coding region: 166-2778 (870 amino acids)
Cellular component (GO): endosome
Molecular function (GO): phosphatidylinositol binding
Source: RefSeq, a predicted model, not a curated record